This is a messenger RNA of Jaculus jaculus (lesser Egyptian jerboa), 4161 nucleotides long. RefSeq names its product mitogen-activated protein kinase 6 (gene Mapk6). Gene Ontology annotation, molecular function: ATP binding; MAP kinase activity. The record is from RefSeq and is a predicted model, not a curated record. Bases 764 to 2926 code for a protein of 720 amino acids. NCBI's taxonomy places the organism in Eukaryota, Metazoa, Chordata, Mammalia, Rodentia, Dipodidae. Gene Ontology annotation, biological process: protein phosphorylation; cell surface receptor signaling pathway; intracellular signal transduction. The transcript is spliced from 6 exons. Gene Ontology annotation, cellular component: cytoplasm; nucleus.
GCAGAUUGCGCACCCCUGGAGCCCCGAAGUCCUCCCCAAGUUUUGAGUUGUGGCCGUCAGUGAACAGCGGGCUAAGACGAGAUUUCUUUUCUGACCUUCCCGGGCAUUAAGGGGUGAUCUGGAAAAGUACCCAAAUGAAAACGUUGUAUCAGAGUAAGAUGGACGGUAGCUUUGAUUGUGAUUGUGGUGAGCUGGAGCCACCUGAUCACUAACAAGACAUCUGUCACCAGCAGUCACCAGGGCUUCCUGUUGAAAUACAUCAACAAAGGAAGAAAAGCAAAACGGAAAUAGUGCUUGCCAGCACCUUAGAAUGCUGCUGCUCAGGGCCAGUCCAACACUGAAUGUAUCUGCACUGUGAGGAAGAUGUUCAUAGAAACCUGUUGGGCGCAUAUUUAUUCACAUUUUGUUAAAUGUUAAGUCGUUUAGCACAGUAAAUCUGAGUGCAUAGUAUGUCAUUUCAUUCCGUUUGAGUUUCUUGAGUGUUUUCUUUAAAUGUCUGCGGAGUUGCUGCCCCCUUUUUGAACUAUGAGUACUGCAAUCUUUUUCAUUCUCAGUAUGAGUAGAGAUUUUUGAGCUUUAAUCCAAGGGGAACUCAACGGCCUGGCUGGCAUAUGCAAUGAACAUCAAGACACCAUCUUGCUGCGGAAGCUUAGUUAUUUUUAUUCUCCCCUUUUGAGAGAUCUUUCCUUUUGAUGCCAGUUUUCUUCCUUGUUUACACAAGUUCAGCAAUUCGAAAGGAAAAGGCAAUAGUGAAGGUUUCAAAAUGGCUGAGAAAUUUGAAAGUCUCAUGAACAUUCAUGGCUUUGAUCUGGGCUCCAGGUACAUGGACUUGAAACCACUGGGCUGUGGAGGCAAUGGCUUGGUUUUUUCUGCUGUAGACAACGACUGUGACAAGAGAGUAGCCAUCAAGAAAAUUGUCCUUACUGAUCCCCAGAGUGUCAAACAUGCACUCCGUGAAAUCAAAAUUAUUAGAAGACUUGAUCACGACAACAUUGUGAAGGUGUUUGAAAUUCUUGGUCCCAGUGGAAGCCAGUUAACAGAUGAUGUGGGCUCCCUCACAGAGCUGAACAGCGUCUACAUUGUUCAGGAGUACAUGGAGACAGACUUGGCCAAUGUGCUGGAACAGGGCCCCUUACUGGAAGAGCACGCCAGGCUCUUCAUGUACCAGCUGCUACGUGGGCUCAAGUAUAUCCACUCUGCAAACGUGCUGCACAGAGAUCUCAAGCCAGCUAAUCUUUUCAUUAACACUGAAGACUUGGUGCUGAAGAUAGGUGACUUUGGGCUUGCGCGGAUCAUGGAUCCUCACUAUUCCCAUAAGGGUCAUCUUUCUGAAGGGUUGGUUACUAAAUGGUACAGAUCUCCACGUCUUUUACUUUCUCCUAAUAAUUACACUAAAGCCAUUGACAUGUGGGCUGCAGGCUGCAUCUUUGCUGAAAUGCUGACUGGUAAAACCCUCUUUGCAGGUGCACAUGAACUUGAACAGAUGCAACUGAUUUUAGAGUCUAUUCCUGUUGUACAUGAGGAAGAUCGCCAGGAGCUUCUCAGCGUAAUUCCAGUUUACAUUAGAAACGACAUGACUGAGCCACAUAGACCAUUAACUCAGCUGCUUCCGGGAAUUAGUCGAGAAGCACUGGAUUUCCUGGAACAGAUUCUGACGUUUAGCCCCAUGGAUCGGUUGACAGCGGAAGAGGCGCUUUCCCACCCGUACAUGAGCAUAUACUCCUUUCCCACUGAUGAACCCAUUUCGAGUCAUCCUUUCCACAUUGAAGAUGAAGUUGAUGAUAUUUUGCUUAUGGAUGAAACUCAUAGUCAUAUUUAUAACUGGGAAAGGUAUCAUGAUUGCCAGUUCUCAGAGCAUGACUGGCCUAUUCAUAACAACUUUGAUAUAGAUGAAGUUCAGCUUGACCCAAGAGCCAUGUCUGAUGUCACUGAUGAAGAAGACGUACAAGUUGACCCUCGGAAAUACUUGGAUGGAGACCGAGAAAAGUACCUGGAAGAUCCGGCUUUUGACACCAAUUACUCUACUGAGCCCUGCUGGCAGUACCCGGAUCAUCAUGAAAACAAGUACUGUGACCUGGAGUGUAGCCAUACUUGUAACUACAAAACGAGGUCAUCAUCAUAUUUAGAUAAUUUGGUUUGGAGAGAGAGUGAGGUUAACCAUUACUAUGAACCCAAACUCAUUAUAGAUCUUUCCAAUUGGAAAGAACAAAGCAAAGAGAAAUCUGAUAAGAAAGGCAAGUCAAAGUGUGAAAGGAAUGGAUUGGUUAAAGCCCAGCUAGCGCUGGAGGAGGCAUCCCAGCUGGCUGGGGUGGAAAGGGAGAGGCAGGGAUUUGACUUUGAUUCCUUCAUCGCAGGAACCGUUCAGCUCAGUUCACAGCGUGAACCUCCUGGAGUUGUUGACAAGUUAAACGACUUGAACAGCUCAGUGUCCCAACUGGAGCUGAAAGGCCUGAUAUCAAAGUCAGUAAGCCAGGAGAAGGAGGAGAAAGGGAUGGCAAAUUUGGCUCAGCUAGAGGCCUUAUAUCAGUCUUCUUGGGACAGCCAGUUUGUGAAGGGUGGGGAGGAGUGCUUUCUUGUCAGUCAGUUCUGCUGUGAGGCCAGGAAGGAUGAACAUGUGGAGAAGGAAAACACCUACACCAGUUACUUGGACAAGUUCUUUAGCAGGAAAGAAGAUUCUGAGAUGCUAGACACUGAGGCAGUGGAGGAAGGGAAGCUUGGGGAGAGAGGAAGUGAGGCAGGGUUUUUGAACAGCAGUGGGGAGUUCCUCUUUAACAAGCAGCUUGAGUCCAUAGGCAUCCCGCAGUUUCAUAGUCCAGUGGGGUCACCCCUUAAGUCAAUCCAGGCCACGUUAACACCUUCCACUAUGAAAUCGUCCCCUCAGAUUCCUCAUAAGACAUAUAGCAGCAUUCUGAAACACCUGAACUAAACACUCAGCAGACAUUUCUUUGUAUUCUUCAUGAAAUGUGUUUUGUCUUUUUUUAUUACUAGUGUUUAAGUCACUUUUUACUUGAAUCAGAAGGUGUCAUUUAGUAAGGAGUUUAUUAGUUCUCAGUUUGUUAAAUCCAGACUUUUUUUCUACAUGUGAGAUAGUUUCAUUUAACUGGCAUGUCGUUUGCACACAAAAAAAGAGUAGAGCAAAAUAAUGCAAUGCAGGAGGAGACAAAAGAAAUGCACUAAGACUAGAACAUUCUCACAGAACAAUGACUGCUUUACAGGAAACAAAAAUCUUGCCUUGAAAUUUACACAGUGAGACUGUACAUAAUUGCAUGGAAAUAUCUAUUUUUUUUCCUGAAACAUUUUUCAUUCAUUAGUAUUUUCAAGUUUUUCAUACUGUACACAUUUCUUAAAACACAUGAUACCAGCAGCAACUGAAAAUGAAUGCCGAGUUUGGUACACAUGUGUUAUCUACCUCAAGGUAACAGAAGUAUGUGGCAAACAUAAACCACCCAUAGUGCGUCAGUGUGCACUUCUGUUUAGCCAGCAUUUCUUGUAGUAAACUGUUCUUAAGACUCAUUCAUCACUAUCAGUGUUCUGGUGGUCAUUCUUUAUAGUGAAGUGUUAAUACAUCACAUCUUAUUUAUUUUAGCAAAUCAGUAUAUUUCCUGUAUUUAAUUAUAAAAGUUAACUUAGUUUAAAAUUUUAUUUGCAACAACCCUUUUUCCAUUUGGCACCAUGGUUUGUUGCCUGUCUAGCUGAAGGCAUACCGUCAGCCCUUCCUGAGGCAGUCCACGUAUGUUAAGUGUUCAUUUUAAGUAAAGUACUCACUGUGUAUAGGAAUCCGUAUUUUGGAGGUGCUUGAUCUAUUUACAAAGAAAAUUAGGAAUUACUUUAUUAUAAAAUGCUCCUAGAAGUCUUAAUUGUGUUUAUUUUUCAAAACCUGUAAUGUUAAACUUGUGUGCAUGGAAGUAAUUAAGGUACAUCAUUAUUGUAGCUUAAAAGUUGUACAUGAUAAGACUUUUUUUGUUUUGUUUUUACUGUAUGUUUUUAUUGAAUGAUCUAUUCCCCAUCCCUAGGCAAGCAUGAAUAAAAAUUAGGUUAAAUGUAGCAUGUGGCAUCUCAGUCUCUUAGACUUUGUCCCAUCUAUUUUAUUUUGCUGUAUAUUCUCUGUAUCUUUGGUUAUUCUAUUUGAGGAAAAAGGACAAAUAAAAUAUGGCCAGCAAA